Lytechinus pictus (painted urchin) is the source of this 6583-nucleotide messenger RNA. Its product is annotated as vesicular integral-membrane protein VIP36-like. Lineage: Eukaryota; Metazoa; Echinodermata; Echinoidea; Temnopleuroida; Toxopneustidae. Gene Ontology annotation, molecular function: D-mannose binding. Gene Ontology annotation, biological process: endoplasmic reticulum to Golgi vesicle-mediated transport. Gene Ontology annotation, cellular component: COPII-coated ER to Golgi transport vesicle; endoplasmic reticulum-Golgi intermediate compartment; endoplasmic reticulum membrane. The record is from RefSeq and is a predicted model, not a curated record. The transcript has 8 exons. Bases 256 to 1344 code for a protein of 362 amino acids.
AAAUUAAAAUGGGGACGAGAGUGGCACCCCCGCCCCCCCCCCCCCCCCCAGUGUUUACUUGCCCAUUGUAAUAUAUAGGUCCAUGAUUAAAGCAAUGUAACGUAUGUUCAAUGGUACAACUAUACUACCAGGGGGUACCCGUACCAGCUCUUUUUACAAAAAUUAUAUCAUGUCAAUUGUUAUGUUGAUUCUGCCAUUCUGGUUAUGAAUAAUAAUUAGCAAUUAAGUGCCUCCAGUACUCCGAUCGUGCACAUUAUGAACCGAACAUUAUACAGCACGUACUCGUACAUCGUACGCUAUUUUCAAUGCGUGGGACUAGACUACAUGAGGAAUAUCCUGACUGAUGCAAUGGCGUUCACACGCAUUUUAUUCGUCCUUGCCGUGCAAUUUAUGACGUUUCUCCAGGUUUUGGGGGAUGAGAUGAAUCCGAAUGAAUUCCUAAAGCGAGAACAUUCUCUCAUGCGUCCUUACACUGGAGCUGGAGCUAGUCUCCCCAUGUGGGAUAUCAUGGGGAACACAAUGGUAACCAAUAGUUACAUUAGACUAACACCAGACCAUCAAAGCAUGAGGGGAGCUGUGUGGAACCAAGUGUCAAACAAGUCACCAAAUUGGGAGUUACAUCUUCAUUUUAGUGUUCAUGGAUCGGGAAAGACAUUAUUUGGGGACGGCUUUGCUAUUUGGUACACUAAGGAGCGUAUGAAAGAUGGUCCUGUAUUUGGAAACAUGGAUUAUUUCACUGGGCUAGGUCUUUUCUUUGAUACAUACAGCAACCACAAUGGCCCACACAAUCAUGCACAUCCGUACAUUUCAGCACAGAUAAACAAUGGCACUCUACACUACGACCACGACAGGGACGGGACACACACAGAGCUGGAUGGGUGCCACGCCCCUUUCAGGAACAAAGACCAUAACACACAUGUCGCUAUCAGAUACUUCCAGAAUAGACUAACAGUAAUGAUGGAUAUAUCCGGUGAGGGUAAAUGGCAGCAUUGUGUUGACCAGGAAAGGAUUAUCUUACCAACAGGAUAUUACUUCGGAGCAUCGGCUGCUACCGGGCAAUUAGCAGAUAAUCAUGACAUCCAUUCUGUAAAAGUUUACGAGCUUGAAAGUGUUGAUUUAGAUAAAAACACAGAUUACAGCAAGCUGACACCAUCAGCACAGUACUUUGCUCCACCUAGAGAUCACAUUGAUGAUCCUCAAGGAGCGUUUAAGAAUUCCACGCUAAGCUGGAAAAGAAUGUUUCUCAUUUUAUUUUGUAUCAUCUUGGGCAUCGCAGUCUGUAUCAUCGUCGGUGUAGUUGUGUUCCAGAAGAAACAGGAUUACCAGAGGAAACGCUUUUAUUAGAUGAAAAAUUUUUUUUUAUAGCCAUGGACUUUUUCAAGAGUUGCAUAUGUGUGUGUUUGGCAUUCCAUGUUUAGGAUGUUGGGCAUGAUUUGGAAUUUUUUUUUCUUGACGAACCUCGGCAGUAUAUGGGAGUUUCAGGUGUACAUCAAUAUUGACUUGCUGGGGGUAUGACAUCAUAAACAUGCUUUCUGUGUUCAUUACGGCACACACACAGUAAUAAUUAUACCUUCACUACAAGGUGGGCACUGGGCUUAUCCAUGGACUUUCAAAAAAGGACCCUAAACGAGUAAUCUUGCUUCGAUCUCAGAGCCCUCCGAACAACUACAUGUAGUUUGUCUUGUUUUCUCACCCUAAAUAAUGUUUUACAUCUCUAUUUUCAUAUGGAGAAAAAUAUUUCCACAUGCCAUGCACACAGGACUGUUGUAAAGAAAAUGCAUAUUCAAUGAUUUUGACAAUUCGAUCCCCUUUUUACUGUACGUGUGUAUGUUGCCCGAUAGUGAUAAACAAUCCUUACGUGUUUUUGUAAACAGCGUGGUGUCCACCUUGUAAUUGAAGUGGUAAUAGAAGGGUUUCCAUGGUAGUAACCAUAUUGACAAAGUUAAAAUAAUCACAAGUUCUUUGUGAAACCAACCCAUGGGUAUACUCAGUGUCUCAAGGUGCCUAGUUUCACAGAUUAUUAUAAGAAUGGUAACAGAAUUCAGCCAAUGGCGUGUUAACAUUUACCUUGAUGACAUCUCCCUUUUAUAUUAACGGUUUUUCGCUUUUCUUGUGAGAAAUAGAGGGAACAUGCUGCAAAUCUUGUUUUCAUUGAUGUUGUUAUACUAUUUAAGGUGGCAACCAUACUUUUUUUUUUUAUACGUUAUUAAUAAAUCAGGAUUCUGGUGCAGGCGUUAGCUGAAGUAUUAUUAGCCUUUAUCUUCCUAACCCCUGACAUAUAGUAAUAAAUCAUUUUAUACUCAGUCAACAUAUGCUCAAAAUUUUGACAAUAUUUAAGAUUAGAACUUUGAAAAUUAGAAUUUCAGUUAAAAGGAUUUGGAGAAGAUAAGGAUUAUGGUACCAGUAUUGGUUGAAGAUUCCAUGGGGUUCCAGUAAGGUGGUAAGUGGGGUUAAUUGGAAUAUUUGGUCUAUAUUGGGCAUUUCUCUGUUUAUUUCUGAUACUAAAACAGCGAUAUAAUGUAUGUAUAACAUUACAAUAAUAAUAAUAGUAGGCAUUUAUAUUGCACCAUCUAUGUAGAAAUAUUCUAUUCCGAGGCACACAAGAAAAAUAGAAAGAAUUAAAAAGCUAGGUCUGUAUCUUUCUGUAAGAAAUAAUAUUCUUGUUCAUUUAGCCAAGAUAUGUUUACAUGUACCAAUCCCUUGUUAGUAGUGGGAAGAUAAAGUAAAUAUUUGAUCAGUAUUAUUUUACAUAAAAAUCAUCAGUUUUCCAUCAGAUACCUAUGUUUCAUACAAUGCUUUUAAUGUCAGGCUACUGAUAGAGAUAAUCAUUAUUGGCAACUAUUAUCAUAUAUAUUCUCAAAAAACUUGUACUCUAAAUUCAAAUAAAUUAUUUCUCCAUUCUCAUCAGUUACUCUAAAAAUUGUCAAGGUAUUGUAAAUAAAAUGCAAAUGACAAAUUUUCAUGCAAUUUUCCAAGAUUUUAUAUUUGAUGCGUACCAAAUUAACAUCUACUCAACUCAGUUUGCCUCUUUGAAUUAGAUAUUCUUUCACCUCCUCCUCUCAAACUCGUUUAUUCAUUUUGUAUACUGAAAUGUGGUUCCUUUUAGCUCUAACAUAUCGGAUAACUUCUCACAAGUGUGAGAAAUCAUUUAAAAUGAGAGAGGUAAAACUUAAUUCUUUACUUUCCUUCUUUGAUUAGGGAUACACUUUACAAUAAUACCUGAUUUAAAGCUCUCAGAUAGUUGUGACUCAUUUUGGGUUUGGGGGCUCGAAUUUGACGUUUACCGUCUGUAGAAAAGUUGAAGUUGGGGUAAAAGACAAACCAGAUAGAAGUACUGCAUAAGUUGGUUCACUAAACCCACGUUCCUAGCACUGCUACACAUCUACAUGGCACCUCGCACUGAUACACUGAAUGCUUUCAUCCCGGGAUAGCUUUGGAGCUGCUGAACCGAUUAUCCCUCAAGGUUCACCUAUGUGAAAACAGAUCCUUUAUCAUUGGUGAUUAAUAUGAAUCUUUGAUAUGAAAAUGGUAUAGUUAUGGUAUAUGAAUUUUAAAAGAAUGUUGAUAUGUGAAGUGUUUUAUCAAUGUAUUUUUAACAGUCACUCAAUGCUCUUGUGUUAUCAUCAACCCUUGGAAAGUUGAUUCAUUGGUGGUCAAAACUUUGUGCAAGUCAAUGAUAGAGUCCCGUAAAUCAAAUUUGUUUAACUUUUUUAACCCGUCUGUGUCACAAAUCUUUAUAUUCUACAAAAUAAGGUUGACUCUACUGUUGUAUCUUCAACUCAUAUUUGAUGUGCUACUAAAUUGAUUCAUUUAAAUGGAUCACAAAAUUAACCUGUCCUGUUAUUUGUCAAAGUUAAGAAAUGGUUCAGAUUUUAUUGAGCAUAAAACUAGGACAAAUCAAUUGGUUGUUUUUCACUGUUUUGUUUAAAGUGCGAUGUAAGUCUUAAUUUAUAUGGCGGUGGUGGGUUUCUUUGUUUCUAUUCUGUGCAUGCUUGUUAUUCUUUUAGGGAAAAAAGGUUUUGUAUUUCGGGCAUUGUAGGGUUUAUAAAAAAUGUCUGAACCUUAUGUUAUAUUCCAUUUAUCAAUGUAUGGGGAUUGUUUUCUUGCUCUUUUUCAAUAUGCCUUGUAAUACUUGCCUUGAUGUGACUUUUAUGGAUACCAAGUUGAUUAAAACCUCUAAUUUGAUUUUUCCUCAAACAAAAGGUUUUUUUUUCAACAGUUGAACAGGAUCCCAUCUUACAGAGUUACAAUUGAUCUGAUCAAUCGCAAUUCUAUGGAAAUCCAUCAUUGUCAUGAUAUUUUCUACAAGAAACUUAAUGUCAUUUGUAAACAAAGAGAAGCACACUGAAAUUUCAAGAAAACAAAGAAUGCAUGAAUAUACAUCAUAGUUAGAAAAUAUUUUGAACAAACAUGCAUUUAAGAUGUUGACGUUGCUUCCUUUCCGUAGUUGUGGUUGAUUGGAUCAAUGGCAAUCCUUUGUAAGAUAGGACCUAUUAGUUGUUUUCCCUACUGAAAUCCACACCUAUAAAGUCCAACAAUGUGAUAGAGCAUUCGACCUCCUGUGAUUUUGGACUCUUUAAAGUAAUUCACUUUUAGUUGCUUAGCAAGGUCUAGUGCAUUGUAAACAACACCUGUAGGAUAAUGGUCUGCCUCAGUCGACCUGCUCUACAUGUAUGUCAAAUAGUUGGAGCAACUUUUCUGACCAGGGGCCCGUUGCAGAAAGAGUUGCGAUCAAACGCAACUCAAAAUAUCUUGCGCAACUUGAUUUUCAACCAAUGAAGCACCCGUAUUCGGGACUUUCGCUUGAUAUUUUGACUUGCGUUUAAACGCAACUCUUUCUGCAACAGACCCCAGUUGGGUGUUUCACAAAGAGUUAAGUAUGACUUCAAUGCACACAUGAUUUGGAACACACAUUCUUAUUGAUUAAUAUGCAGUAGUGCACGUCCUCUCAGCAUGAUUUGACCAAUGCGAUGAUGCCUUUUAUACCACACGCAACUGGGAAUUUGAUUGCCACUCUGAUUCACGCUCUUGUGAAACACCCUCAAGAACAUGUGAAGCAUUCAUUAAGUUGAAACGGAUUGAUGUUCCAAGACAUUCGACUUAGGCAGACUCGCCUGUACAGGUGCCAUCUUUUGUGUAGAACUGGUCAUAGUAAUCAUAUAAGGGAUAAAUGCAUACCGAGGGUGUGGUAUACCAUACAUUUUUGUAGAAUUUUGGAUUUGAUGGCAGAUUCUAUUUGGGGCAAUGUAGUCAUAACAAAAUAAUGUGUUGAAAAUCAAUGCCACAAAGAUUUUGGCUUAUAUACUGUAUCUACAUACUUCUGGGGCCCAUUGCAUAAAAGUUACUAUUACAGUAACUUUGCCAUCCAAUGGUUAUUACCAUGUUAACAGUGCUCAACAGCCAAUCAAAGUCAAGUAUUUCAUGUAAGUUACUACUAAAUAGCAAAAUUAUGAUAGUGCUUAUAGUAACUUUUUUUAAUGGGGGCCCAGGUAAUAGUAGUAAUACCUUGUCUCAUUAUUGGAAGCUGAAAAAUUAUUCUUGACUUCACUCCAAUAUUUUUAACCACCACUAAGCAUAUACCGCACUCAUUGCACUCAAGUAUUUGAAUAGUGAAAUGAAUUUAAUAACUUUUACAGUAAAUGAUUUAUUGUAUCAAAAUUUGUACAUAAGAGCAAUAUUUUGGCAUAUAAAUUCUUCCCUGGAACACUUAAGUAUUUACAUAUUGCACAUUUGAACUGUAAUAUUUGACCGAGCAUAAAUAUUAAACAUGUUUGCGGCUAAAGCCCCCGUUCCACUAGGUCGAUUUUGCUACAAUUUGACAAACCUUCAGAUCAGGUAGGAUCGGGGGAAAAUGAGUCACUUUCCCAGCAAUAUAAGUUGUCCAAAGGAACGGGGGAUUCAUUACGUCCACGUGCCGCUGUUAGUAUGCCAGUAAAGACCCGAAUAUGCUCAUCCCAUGACUGCGCGCCGUGUUGCUUACGCUUUUUCCCGCUUCCCCCACGAUUCAAAAUGUGUGUUUUCUGAUCGGGAAGAUCUGAUCGGGAAGAUCGGCAUGAAAUUUUGAACAUGUUUUAAAAAAAUUAGCCUAUCUCGCCGAUCUGAAUAUUGUGCCUGCUGUUACCCGUCCUCACAAUGUUGUUAUUACGCUGUUCCCGAAUUUAACUGAUUCCUAUCCCGCUCUCCGCCGAUCUAAUGAUCGGGACGGAUCAGGGUUUCAGAUCGUGAUAGUGGAAGGGGGCUUAAGACUUGUACAUGGUCAUUCAUUACAUCAUAUUUAUGAACACAUAUUUUUAUUCACUUUGCUCUGUUUAGAUACAUGUAUAAUACACCCUUUCAGUGGUUAGCUCUUGAAUUACAUUUUAAAGCAUCAAAUUAACGAAAAGUUAUGUCAACUAGGAAAUUAUUCAGGAAUUGGUAGCAAAAAUAAGAAUAUUGUGGAGAAUGGAAAUAACCUCAGGAAUAAAUGUUGAAUAGGGUCAAGAAAAGUGGUAUAUAUACACGUGCAUGUAAUAUUGACAUGACAAAAUAACAAUGCUAGAGUAUACCAUGUAGGGUGAAAACCAUAUUUCUAUCAUAAAAAGAC